This is a messenger RNA of Anisakis simplex (herring worm), 390 nucleotides long. The record is from the annotation of a GenBank genome assembly. Lineage: Eukaryota; Metazoa; Nematoda; Chromadorea; Rhabditida; Anisakidae.
AAGAAGCGAAAAAGAUAUGCGCUUGGUGGAUGUCUUGUGACGAUGUUUUUGUCGACUCAUGCAGUUCUUUUAUGGCGUCGAAGAAGUGAAUUUCGAACAUUGAAUGUAACUUUGCCACCAAUCAAAUGGGAAACAUUCCGUAAAGACUAUUUAAUUGCAGGAAAAUUCAGAGCUGGGCCUGAAAAAUUCGCUAGAACACCCGACGUACGUUUCGGCUUUGACGAUGACUGCGAUGCAUUCGAGAAAGCUCUCGAAAAUGCUCUCAGUGGUGCCGAAAAGUCAUGUGAUGUGCAUUUGGAAAUUAAUCGCUUCCCGUCUUAUAGGGAGUUGGCGUUCAUUUGCAUCAGCACUCUGUUCACGUUGGCUGCUGUUGGUCUGAUGAAGAUCUGA